Messenger RNA from Aspergillus glaucus CBS 516.65, 2055 nucleotides. RefSeq names its product putative nuclear membrane fusion protein Kar5. Gene Ontology annotation, biological process: karyogamy involved in conjugation with cellular fusion; nuclear membrane fusion involved in karyogamy. Lineage: Eukaryota; Fungi; Ascomycota; Eurotiomycetes; Eurotiales; Aspergillaceae. Gene Ontology annotation, cellular component: endoplasmic reticulum membrane. The record is from RefSeq and is a predicted model, not a curated record. The transcript has 6 exons. The coding region runs from base 252 to 1811 and encodes 519 amino acids.
CUUUUAUUUGAGAGCUAUCUGUUACCUUUUUCUUUUAUUGCUCAUCCGUACCAAGUAAUGUAAUAUUUGCAUCUUCUUUCUACUGCUUUUGUUGCUUUCUUCCUUCGUUUUUGUUGCUAUAACUUAUAAACCUGGCUCUGUUUCGACUGCUCUCAUUUUAUACUAAUUGCAAUCUCUUUCGUUCUUUGUAUGACCCGAGUCAAGGCAGUGCCUGUCUCUUUCUGGCUUCUACCCCGACCUUAACAGCCACAAUGAGGACGUCUGGGAAAUCUCAAAUCACCAUGCUAUCUUCGUUCAUUCUCUUACUCACAUAUUUCUCCCUGAUAUUGCCUGUCAAUUCAAUGGCAGACGAGCUUUCUACGCACAAUUCAUCCAACGACAUGGAUUUGAUCUCGUUCUUGAAUACUAAAACCCAGCGACACGAUGUUAUAUUUACGGAAGCAGUUAAACUGCUAGAGUCGAUGAAAUCCGCUCCUUCGUGCAACCGGCUCGCCGCAACCAAACUGGUGACGUCCUGUCAAUCGAUCAACGGCAAGGAUAACGGUCUUGGAUCGGACAACUACGUGAACCUCGAACAUAUUCGCUCAUUAUAUGCUGCAAGGCUGGCUGUUUGCGAGCUUGAUGGAGCUGGAGCAUCCAUUCCUGCGUCGUGUUCCCCGGUGGCCGUUUCAUCAACUCAGAAGAGAAGCUUCUUCGGUUUCUCGGGUAAAUAUAAAUCUCAGAACGACAUCGAUAUACCUCAGCACCUCCUCGAAUCUUGUCUAAAGUCGUUGGAGUCAAGACCGCAGUGGUGGACGUCUUAUAGCAACAGUAGGCAAAACGCUAUGGUGAUAUGCCAAGCGGCAAGGAUUGAGGGUGAAAAGGAAGAACUGCUGGACUUACACAGACAUAUCAUCGAUGUUACGCUCAAACUCAACCAUGGUCUUGAAGAGGCUUUGCGGACUGCGGCUGCAGAGUCUGCAGAGCAGAAGGCAUUUGUUCAUGCUAUUGAUACGAUGCGGAGCAGGCUGACCCGUGAAUUGGAAGACACCGAGAUACGUUUCAAGCGCUUCAUUAGUGAAUUGUAUCAUGAUGUCGAGUCCAGCGUCGAGUCUAUUGUGUCCAGCGUAAUGUCGGCUCUGGGAAGGGUUCACACAGGAACCGCGGCUCUCGAAAAGGAUGUCCGGAAUGUUUCCAACGAGGUCGAUCAUCUGCAAGAGACUCUGCGGGCCGUCCACGCGGAAACUCUGGCAAGAAGCGAGCAACUAAUGCAGGUACAUCGACAAGAUUCGCACGCCCAGAUAGAAAUUGCAUCAUCUCUUCGUUCAUCCUUGGAGUCGCUUUUGCGGGGCGACAUGGUUAGGCUGUCUCGGGAAAUGGAAACUUUUGAUACUUCAGUAGAAUGGUUGCUUGGAAAGAUGGGUGCUAUUCUACACCAGGAGGCCAAGGUGUCGGAGCGCCUUCGAACCUUUGAAACAUUACUAGAGCAGUCUGAGAUGAGGGCUGAGAAUCUGCACAGAGCACAACUGCUGCAAUCCGAAGCCAUUGUGUCACAAUCUCAGGCGCAGGAUAAUAUACAAACCGACAUCCGAAUCUCCCAGGCACUACUCGAUAAAGUGACCGCCACUGCAGCCAACCUUCAGACUAUGGUUGAUGAGACAGCAACCAAAUAUCGAGAGUCUCCUGUUUUAGGCGGAUUGAACGGGACCUAUUCAGCUUGGACGGUGUGUGCUCUACUUUUCAGCAUGCUUGGUGCGCAGAAUCCGAAGUCUGCCUUGGCCCUGCUUUUUAUCGGGAUGACUCAUCUCGUCGUGACGAGGGCCAUCUUUUAAUGGCUAUGCCAUUCAUAUUGACGUGUAUACGACUUGUGUAUAAUGAUGUAUCAUAUUUUACGCGAUAUAUUUACGACCAGUGACGACUGUACAACAAAUUGUUUCAUGUUUUAUUAUCUACGGGAUUUCUGAGGGUUAAACUGCCGAAUUCAUACGAUUUGCCUAUUAAUUGACUCAACCUAGAACCUAGGCAAUCGGGAUUGAUCUUACUUCUAUUUACCGUGACAACCAUGCUAACGAUGGA